AUGACGCAGAUGAAAGUAACAGUCGGCGUCCUGGCACUCCAGGGCGCUUUUGAAGAGCACCUGAAGUUGCUGCAAAGGGCGACAACCUUGUUCUCAAGCCGUCAUGGCACCGCCAAGCAAAUCCCCGAGUUCGAAUUUCUCGAGGUCCGAACGCCGGACCAGCUGGCCCGGUGCGACGGCCUCGUGAUACCGGGUGGUGAAAGCACCACGCUAGCGUUUGUGGCCAGGCAGACCAACCUGAUGGAGCCCCUGAGGCAUUUUGUCAAGGUCGACCGCAAACCAACCUGGGGUACCUGCGCAGGCCUGAUCCUGCUCGCAGACGAGGCCACGGGCGCGAAAAAGGGCGGCCAGGAGCUCGUGGGCGGCCUGCACGUCCGCGCUCACCGCAACCACUUUGGUCGGCAGGUGCACAGCUUCCAGGCCGAUCUCGAUCUGCCCUUCCUUGACGGCAAAGCUGGCUCAGGUUGCAGCGAGGGUCAUGAUUCCGCCGCGGCGGCGCGGCCUUUUCCUGGCGUCUUCAUCAGGGCGCCCGUCGUCGAGACCAUCUUGUCCGACGCCGCUGCGGGCGACAGAGAUCGUGUAGAGGUGUUGGGGACCGUGGCGCGGGGUCAGGAUCAGAAUGACAAGGACAUCAUUGCAGUCAGGCAGGGCAACGUGUUUGCCACGAGCUUCCACCCGGAGCUGACGGACGAUGCGCGGAUACAUCUGUGGUGGCUGGAGCAGGUGGUUGAUAGCAUGCAAGGGAGGUGA
Messenger RNA from Pyricularia pennisetigena, 750 nucleotides. RefSeq lists its product as uncharacterized. Gene Ontology annotation, molecular function: glutaminase activity. The transcript is spliced from 2 exons. The record is from RefSeq and is a predicted model, not a curated record. NCBI's taxonomy places the organism in Eukaryota, Fungi, Ascomycota, Sordariomycetes, Magnaporthales, Pyriculariaceae. Gene Ontology annotation, cellular component: glutaminase complex; cytosol. Bases 1 to 750 code for a protein of 249 amino acids. Gene Ontology annotation, biological process: pyridoxal 5'-phosphate biosynthetic process; pyridoxine metabolic process.